Daldinia vernicosa is the source of this 1409-nucleotide messenger RNA. RefSeq lists its product as uncharacterized. NCBI's taxonomy places the organism in Eukaryota, Fungi, Ascomycota, Sordariomycetes, Xylariales, Hypoxylaceae. The transcript has a single exon. The coding region runs from base 84 to 929 and encodes 281 amino acids. The record is from RefSeq and is a predicted model, not a curated record.
CGUCUCUCUUUUCGACCUAUAUCCACCCCUUCGGUUCUGUGCAGCGCACUUACUUUUCGCAUACGUUAGGUACCUCGAUAAUCAUGCGGCCUUGGCAAGCGUCUACUACACAAUAUAAACAUCACCAAGCCGGGCCGCAAAUAUCUCAAGACAACCCGAUGGGUGAUAUGCGCGACGCCAAGAAUUCGGUCGCGUUGUUCGCCGACUACAUCAACCGGCUACGGCCUGAUAUCUCCCGGCCGCACAACAACGUUGAUCUCCUCAGCUAUUCGCCGUCCACGGUUAGCCGCCAGGGAUCCAGCGGCUCUGCAGAUGGAUCGCGCAAAAGUUCGUCAAAACGACAUCACAAAAGUGUGAGGAAAGAAUGGGCCGAGUCACCCCAGGGAACGCUUUGGAAUAACAUCAGUAACACACUUCGGGAAGUCGCGGCCGAGUUACCGGACGUGAAUCCAACCGCGAUCCAGGAGUUCAUCAGCGCGCGAGAGAUCUUAGAGCUAGGAGCUGACUUCGUACGCUACUACCGCGAAAGUAGCCAUGCUAUGGAGAAGUCAUACUGGGUGGCUGAGGACCUAUUCUUUGAUCUUCAGUCUGUGAAGCAGGGCGACGUAGUGGCUGACCGGUGGACACGUGCGCGACCGGAGAAGAGAGUAGGAUGGGAUCUAGUGGACCAUCUCACGCGUUUCGUACUAUUGGCAGACAGCUUCCGUAGUCGGGCGGACCGUCAGGACUGGAACGCAUGGAGCAAUGGUUUCGUGAGAAAAGUGUCCUUCUACCUAUGCAUCUUGCGAUGCUUCACAGUCAGAGAUGCCGAGCAGAGACAGGCUGCGCGAGAGGCUGCGCGAGAUCGAGACACGAAAUCCUUGACGAAAAGAAGUUCCCACAGCAGUGGCAACAGCGGUAAUAGCAAACUAUCUCGCCAGAGCAAAUGACUGCCGGUGGAUUAUGUGUGCUAUUGGAUCCAUAGUGAGAUAUGGAAGAGGAGGAAGUGCUCGGCUAAGUACCAAAAGCGCAAGGACGCCAGUGACAUCGUGACUCUAGUGAAGUUGACCAGCGAACAAGUACAUUUGGCCAGGGAUACAUGUGCUGUCUUCGAGACGAACAAUAAGUUCAUACCAAGCUAGGCAAUAUAGCAAUGCUAUUGAUGAUCUUUCUGACAUGCGUAGACUCACAUUAGUAAGUAAUUCUAGCUCGAAUUGUAGGAACACUUAGCAACUUUGAGAACACAUCUUAUUGGGACAAGGAACAAAAACUAUGUUGGGGAGACGGACGCUUUGUCGAAGGUGCAUAAGGAAAACGGAUAAGGGGAAUGACUGAUACUAGGUAUAAGAGGUGAAAAAAAUACAUUAUAUUUUUAUUGAAACAAGGGCCAAUGGCACGAAUUAAUACAAUAAUUGAAUUCUUCAAUAAGA